Bursaphelenchus xylophilus (pine wood nematode) is the source of this 3812-nucleotide messenger RNA. The record is from the annotation of a GenBank genome assembly. NCBI's taxonomy places the organism in Eukaryota, Metazoa, Nematoda, Chromadorea, Rhabditida, Aphelenchoididae.
AUGCGAGAGAACAGGGCCUGGGACAACAUGAGCCUCGUACCGUACUUCGAUCGGCAUGAGGAUAUUUACAACGAUUUUACGACGGGAUACAGAUUGUUUGCGGUGGUAACCUUUGUGAUGAAAGUUUAUUAUGUGCGGAGGAUCGCGAGUUUGUCAGCGUUGCAUAUCAACUUCAGAAUUACAAUUGUAAGUCGGCCUUAGUUUAACUUCUCUGGCUGUCUCCCCCAAUUUAUCGUAGCCUCUCACAAAAAAUCAUUGUUGAAUUUCUCAGCCGCCUCUCUAAAGUAGAGCAUAUUUAUACGAAAAUUGAGAAAUUAAGAAGCAAAGUUUACCUUAAAUCUUCCUUACGAAAAAUGCAUUUUUAUACAUACUUUUCAGUGCAAUACAGUAAUCUCCAUGGAAAUUAUGCAUAUCACUCUACUUCUUGGUCACAUUUACAACGAUCUCACAAUUGAUAAUGAGAAUCGUUUGGGUGUGAAUAUCGGCUGUACUGUUCUGGGCAUGCUGAACAACAUCGCGGCAGUAGACGCGUCUGUGAGUAUGCUAAUGCUCGCCGUUGAGAGACAAUUGGCGUACAAUUUCGUCGAUGUGUAUGAGACAAAGGCCAGGGCUCUGGCGUGGACUCUUGUUUUCAUCAUGGUGGGUUGAAUGUACUCUUUUUCAAUUACAGUUUGGGGCGUUUGUAGCAGUCAUAUUUUAUGCUGUUUGAUUGGAAAAAUAUUAAGGAUGUCUGAGAUAACGUAUAAUAUUUAUAGAAAAAGAGAGAUUUUAGUAUAAAAUUGCAAAAAUAUGUAAAAAUAAAUAUGUAAAAAGGAGUAUGUUACAUUUUUUUCAACAGUCUACUCUUUUUUUACACAUUAAAACUUACAAUUUUACAACCAUCUUUUUUAGAAUAUUAGCUAGAAUUUACUUUUAAAAUUUUUUUAUUUUUACAGUAUCCUUUUUCAGCUCGGUAUCAGCCUCACUGUCGGGAUCUUUUCCUGGUACGUAUUUAUGUUCCUAUACAACGACUUUGACUUCUACACCUCGCGGAUGAGUUGCCUGCCAAUCCACAUCAACUGGUUCUACGAGGUGGCUGCUUUCACCUUUUCGUCAUCUUCUUGUUUGUUGGGAGCGGCGGUAAGUUUAUAUCUUAUUCAUUUGUAUAAUAUCAAGAUGCUUUUUUGCAUAGAACCAGAAAAAUUUUGAUUUUGGUUUAUUUGAAAGUUAGCAAAGCGCUUUCACCUGGCUCAAUGCAGACGGCUCAUUGUGGAUUCAGUUUAAAUAUCUUGUAAAUGUCUGCUGGUUGAGUUCAAAGUAUAAAAUUUUAUAUCAAAUGCACAAAACUCAAAAAGGAAUUCUAAGAAUUCACAACUGAACAGUUGCAACAACGCGUUGAGAUUUAAAAAAUUAAAAAAUUUUAUUGUCAUCAAAAUUUCAAAGCCUUCAAACUUACCUUACCUUCCGAUUUCAGUGGCUCGCCGUUCUCCGAAAGAGCACCAGACAAGGCCGAUUGAAUCGUCUGAGCCUUCGAAGUCUCAGUGCUCGCUUUCAGGCCACAGAGAACUCGUACACAACAGCCUCCAUCUUCCCGUCCAUGGCCACUUUUGUCUUGGCGGCGUGGACUGGUCUGGCGAUCGGAGUUUACCGUGGGAUUCUUGCUCAAAAAUAUGGCGAUCAUACUGUAUUUUCCAAGUUUCUGGGCGAUGUAAGUAGCCAAAUUACUUUUUUUUGUGACAUUUAAGGGUAUUUUUUAUAUUAUCCAUGACAUUUACAGUACUGCCUUUAAUUUGGCCCUUAAACCAUUAAAUUUAUAGUGGAAAUUAUGAGUUAAACAGGCUCAUGGAUUUCUAGCUGUAAUUUCUGUUGAUUUCGAAAGCUGUUUUCCCCGGAAAUUAGAUUAAAUUUACUCGCAAAUCUUGGCAACAUCUCGUGCCAUUUUUGUUUUUUACGAUAACCUUUAAAGAACGACCAAGUAUUAACUGAUACAUUAGGAAAACAAAUGUGAAAUUAGGUGUAUUAAUGACCCCCUUGCAUGUGUAAAGUGCGUACAAGGGAGAAAGAAAUGCAAAAAUAAGUUUAAUGGACGGGUUAGUGUAGGACAUGAGGAAUGUUACGGCACUCGGUUUUCAACAAAACAAUGGAGGUCUUGCACAAUAAAGUUCGGUCUGAAAAGUGGAUAAAAGGUGUGAAAGGCUAGACAAUUACAAUGGGGGACCUGAUAAAGUGGCAAAAAACGUACCCAAAAAAUGUGGCUGGCAAAAUACCUUCAAGUGAAAAAACUCAGAUUUCAAAGGCGAUCCUUUGAAAUCUCCGGAUCUUUUUGUGACCAAAAAUGGCGCUCCCUCCAAAACAACUUUUUUUGAACUUGGGGAUGGAAGCAUUUUGCCACAUUUUUGAUACUUCCCGGAUGCAAAAUGGUACAUUUUUUGCCACUGGAUCAGGUCCCCCACUGUACUGCCAAAAAAGGGCAUAGCACCGAUUUUGAUGAAGUAAAUUGCAAAUAGAAUAGAAUUUUGUGGCAAGAGAAGCCUUCAAGCCGAACACUCAAAGUUUCUUACAAGGGAAGUCACUUUUUUCGCAGACGGACUUUGGAACGGCACCUAGUAGGUUUCAAACCUGAAGCGUCUGCGAUCAUACAACUGAUUUCCAAAAGUGUUUACGGGGCUUCUCGGCCGAGAAAAUCGACCGCAAAGUUUAGCCGAAAUGAGCGAAUAGCCUCCUCAAAAGAAACAGCUUAUUUCAUCUGCAGUGGUGGCCGAGUGGUCAGCGCGCUCGCUUUUUGCGCCAGAAGACGUGAGUUCGGCUUCGGUCGCCUGCGGAUGCAUUUCUUUUGGCCAUUGAAUCAAAUAGAGAGAUGCCGUUAACAUCACAUAUGCUAAUUAUUAGCAAUUUUUAAUAAAACACAAAUUUAGGAACUAUAUCUUCAUUAACCCAGCCCUGUUUUGACUUUACAAUAUUCAUGAACAUUCAGCUUUGAAUUUACGUUUAAAUUACUGUAAAAAAUUACAAAAGUGUAUACAUUUUAUGUUUACAUACUAAAUCAAUAUUUACGAACCAAAAAAGAAAAUCAACUGCGCAGAGGAUCGAACCCGCCUCUUCUGGCGCAAAAAGCGAGCGCGCUGACCACUCGGCCACCACUGCAGAUGAAAUAAGCUGUUUCUUUUGAGGAGGCUAUUCGCUCAUUUCGGCUAAACUUUGCGGUCGAUUUUCUCGGCCGAGAAGCCCCGUAAACACUUUUGGAAAUCAGUUGUAUGAUCGCAGACGCUUCAGGUUUGAAACCUACUAGGUCCCGUUCCGAAGUCCGUCUGCGAAAAAAGUGACUUUCCUUGUUAGAAUUUGGAGCACAAGUUCUGGACUAAACUGAAAUUUUUGGACAACUUUCAACCAAAAAAAUCAAAGAAUUGCAUGUUUGUUAUAGCAGUGUUCUAAGUGUGAGGAACAUCUCAUUUGACUGUGUUUUUCGAACGUAAAGGACUUCCCUUGCAAGAGUUUAGUCAAAAAUAUUGUUUACUCUGGCCAUUUCUCCUCAUUUAACAUCGUCUCUCGCUCUUUUUUUAUAAUAAAAAAUUUAAUAAUUUUUUGGCCAGAAGAGAAUCAACCUUCGCAUUAACUAACGGUAAACUUUUCAGGUCGGCUUUCUGAUCGUGGAUCUGUAUUCCCUCUGCCACAUUUCCUGUACCAUUGCCUACGUUCCUCUCGUGAAAUCGGCCUUUGUCCGCGACCUCAAUCGCUUGACUUGUUGGCAAAUGCCUCGAAAACCCAACAAGUUGGAUUGCUCCAAUGCCGGCGAGAUCUAUUUCGACCAGUUGAAGGACUCGUGGAAUCGAUGA